Pseudophryne corroboree (corroboree frog) is the source of this 1785-nucleotide messenger RNA. RefSeq names its product elongation factor 1-alpha. NCBI's taxonomy places the organism in Eukaryota, Metazoa, Chordata, Amphibia, Anura, Myobatrachidae. Gene Ontology annotation, biological process: translation; translational elongation. The record is from RefSeq and is a predicted model, not a curated record. The transcript is spliced from 7 exons. Bases 274 to 1623 code for a protein of 449 amino acids. Gene Ontology annotation, molecular function: GTP binding; translation elongation factor activity; GTPase activity.
CCAUUACCAUAGCCUGAUACUAUAUAUUCUAGCUGGCCUGUAUGCAUUCUGCCAAACAAAGAGAGAGGUGGUUUGUGAGGUUGUAGUGGGAGAGAAGGAGUGGUGUGGUUUGUGAGGUGGGAGAGAAGGAGUGGUGUGGUUUGUGAGGUUGUAGUGGGAGAGAAGGAGCGGUGAGGUUGUAGUGGGAGAGAAGGAGAGUUGUGGUUUGUGAGGUUGUAGUGGGAAAGGAAGAGAGUUGUGGUUUGUGGAGCUGUAUUGGGAGAGGAGGAGAACAUGACUGAGAAAGGAAAGACUCACAUGAAUGUUGUCAUCAUUGGACAUGUGGAUUCUGGAAAAUCCACCACCACUGGUCACCUCAUCUACAAGUGUGGUGGCUUUGACCCCAGGUCCCUGGAGAAGCUGGAAGCUGCAGCUGGUCAGAUUGGGAAGAGCUCCUUCAAGUAUGCAUGGAUCCUGGACAAGCUGAAGGCAGAGAGGGAGCGAGGAAUUACCAUUGAUAUAUCUCUCUGGAAAUUCCAAACUAACAGAUACACAAUCACCAUCAUUGAUGCUCCCGGACACAGGGACUUUAUUAAAAACAUGAUCACUGGAACGUCUCAGGCUGAUGUGGCUGUUCUAGUGGUUUCUGCUGCCACUGGUGAGUUUGAGGCUGGUGUGUCCAGAAAUGGGCAAACCAGGGAACAUGCUCUUCUGGCCUACACCAUGGGUGUAAAGCAACUCAUUGUGUGCGUGAACAAGAUGGAUAUGACUGACCCACCAUACAGCCAGAAGAGGUUUGAUGAAGUGGCAAAGAAUGUCACUAUCUACCUGAAGAAGAUUGGGUAUAACCCAAACACAAUCCCAUUUGUCCCAGUGUCUGGGUGGACUGGAGAAAACAUCACAUCCCCAAGUCCAAAGAUGAGCUGGUUUAGAGGGUGGAAGGUGAAACGGAAAGAUGGAUUUGCUAAAGGACAAUCUCUUCUGGAGGUGAUGGAUUCCCUCAUUCCUCCAGUGCGUCCAUCCAACAAGCCCCUUCGAUUACCCCUACAAGAUGUGUACAAGAUAGGUGGAAUUGGCACGGUUCCAGUGGGUAAGAUUGAGACUGGGAUCCUGAAACCAGGGAUGAGCAUCUCCUUUGCGCCAUCAAACUUCACUGCGGAAGUGAAGUCUAUAGAGAUGCACCAUGAGCCCCUGCAGACGGCGUUCCCUGGAUAUAACAUUGGGUUUAAUGUUAAGAACAUAGCUGUUAAGAAUCUGAAGCGUGGAAAUGUUGCUGGCAACUCGAAGAGCGAUCCACCCACAGAGGCCACCAGCUUCACAGCCCAGAUGAUCAUACUGAACCACCCUGGCUUCAUCAAAGCCGGCUAUUCCCCAGUCAUAGACUGUCACACGGCUCACAUCACCUGCCAGUUCUCAGAACUUCAGGAGAAGAUUGAUCGGCGGUCUGGCAAAAAACUAGAGGACAGUCCUGCUCUACUGAAGUCUGGAGAUUCAGCAAUUGUCAAGCUGAAGCCCAUCAAGCCUUUCUGUGUGGAGAGAUUCUUUGACUAUCCACCUCUGGGGCGCUUCGCUGCCCGGGAUUUGAAGCAAACUGUUGCUGUGGGAGUCGUAAAAUCUGUGGAAAGAAAAUCAAGGCUUGGCUAAGUGACUUGUCCAGAAAUCGUCUGUGCAACAAAGAACCCAAGGAGUUUGGUUCCAGUUAGUGUUUGGAGUGUUCAAUAUACAAUUUAAAUAGAUCGGCAGGGAACAGUGAAGUGUAACUGUUAUGCUGUGGAUGUCUUCUGAUCAUUAAAAGAUGAAUCCCUA